UUGUCAACCUUAAACACUCCAGAAGCUAGACUGGGAAGAUGAUCAUGUAGAAUGACUUCAUAGAAGAGCCUAUAUAAGCUAAAGGAAGUAGGUUACUGCAGAGUUUGGAUAUUAAUCCAAGGAACUACAGACUCAGUAUUUUAAAAAGUGUCACAACAAUGUCCCAGCCAGCUCCUGUGAAAAAGAAACGUCCUCCAGUAAAAGAAGAAGAUCUCAAAGGAGCCAGAGGAAAACUGUCUAGCCAACAAGAAAUCAAAUCCAAAACCUAUCAAGUCAUGAGGCCGUGUGAGCAAGCUGGCUCUGCUGCGCCAUCUGUCUUCAGCCGAGAAUGCACCGGAGGAGAAACCGUCUUUGACAAACCAAAAUCAGAGCCUACAAAAAGUGUUUUUGGCUGACAGCCAUGAAUAUUCCCAUCAUCCUUCACUGCUUGUCUUGUUUCCCUAUAUAUCAGUUUGGUUAACAAAAAAUGCCCUAGGAUUCUUCCUUUUAAAGUUAAUGACCCAGUUCUAAUUAUAAUUAUUGUGUAAAAGAAAAUAAAGCUAGAUGAUUUUUGACUUUU
Messenger RNA from Crotalus tigris (Tiger rattlesnake), 559 nucleotides. It is a transcript of the gene MUSTN1, whose product is annotated as musculoskeletal, embryonic nuclear protein 1. The record is from RefSeq and is a predicted model, not a curated record. Gene Ontology annotation, biological process: tissue regeneration; chondrocyte differentiation; chondrocyte proliferation. Lineage: Eukaryota; Metazoa; Chordata; Lepidosauria; Squamata; Viperidae. The coding region runs from base 159 to 395 and encodes 78 amino acids. The transcript has 3 exons. Gene Ontology annotation, cellular component: nucleus.